This is a messenger RNA of Darwinula stevensoni, 2152 nucleotides long. The record is from the annotation of a GenBank genome assembly. Lineage: Eukaryota; Metazoa; Arthropoda; Ostracoda; Podocopida; Darwinulidae.
UUUUCAGGGUGGGCUGUGACAGCCUGCAAGCAAAUUUUUGUUCAACAAUGCAGAUGAGAUGUAUUUUUGAGCCUAUGUGAGACAUGCUAAGUUGCACUUCUGUUGACAUCAAGUGUGGAUGAAAUGAAUGAAGACAAAGCAGAGUUCCACAUCUGAGUAGGAACUGCAGAUAAAAAGGAGUGAAAUUGUUGCUGUCUUCCCCUUAAAAAUAAAAAUGAGCUUUUUUGGAUUUGGACAAAAUGCUGACAUUGACAUCAUCCUUGAUGGAGCAGAGUCUCGUCGUAUGGCUGAGAUCCGUGGAGAAGAUGGACGAAAACUCAGACACUAUCUUUACUAUGAUGGUGAAACAGUGUCUGGCAAGGUGAACAUUACGCUGAAGAAACCAGGAGCCAAGUUGGAGCACCAGGGCAUGAAGAUAGAAUUUAUUGGCCAGAUUGAAUUGUUCUAUGAUCGAGGCAAUCAUCAUGAAUUCACUUCACUAGUCAAAGAACUUGUUCGCCCUGGGGAAUUGACACAGAACACCAGCUAUAGCUUUGAGUUCAACAAUGUUGAAAAGCCCUACGAGUCAUAUACUGGGGCCAAUGUCCGGCUGAGGUACUUCCUUCGGGUUACAAUAGUGCGCCGUCUGACUGAUAUUGUCCGAGAGAUGGAUCUGAUCGUGCAUGCCCUGUCUUCAUAUCCAGAAAUGAACAAUCCUAUCAAAAUGGAAGUUGGCAUUGAGGACUGCCUACACAUUGAAUUUGAAUACAACAAAUCAAAGUAUCACCUACGAGAUGUCAUAGUGGGGAAAAUAUACUUCCUUCUGGUUCGAAUAAAAAUCAAGCAUAUGGAGAUUGCAAUUAUCAAGCGAGAGAUAACUGGAUCAGGACCCAACACUUUCAACGAAAAUGAAACAAUAGCCAAGUAUGAGAUAAUGGAUGGAGCUCCUGUUCGUGGAGAGAGCAUUCCCAUCCGUCUCUUCCUGGCUGGUUAUGAAGUCACGCCUACCAUGAGAGACAUUAACAAGAAAUUCAGCGUGAGAUAUUAUCUCAACCUCGUCCUUGUUGACGAGGAGGAGCGGCGAUAUUUCAAGCAACAGGAGAUAACCCUAUGGAGAAAGGGAGAGCUGGUGCGAAAACCAAUCCAGCAAGCAAAUGCAGUAAUGAGCACAGCGCAAGCAGCACCUCAGGUAGCCAAAGUGAAACCUGAACUGAAGUUAGACCCAGACUCGCUGCCUGAGGAGCAGGGGAAAGGAGAUACAGCAGUGAUUGCAGACAGUGUCAAGGCUCCAACCCCUCCUUCCAAUGACAAUCCAACUGAGAGCCCUGUUGCUUGAGGUCAAUGGAGACCACUUGGGUGCAAUCCAAUGUGUUACUCAUUACUCAGUCACCUUCAUCCCAGUUUGCAUGCUUGCAACUUUUGGCUGGUUAGUGAUGGUGAUGCUGCUAAUGAUGUUCCAGCUUCUAUUCUUUUCCUUUGUUAUCUAUUUUUUUUUUUUUGAGGUUGCUUUGUGAAUCAAGUCUCCCCCCUCUUGAAGGAAGUGGCCAUGGAACUAUUGUGAUUGGUCAGAAGACUGUUUAUUCAUAAAUUCCUUUUAUCCUUUCAUUUAUGGAUUGGUGGUAUUUUAUGGUUGAUUGUUCAAGUAUAUUACAUUUGCCAGGUCAGAAAAAUAAGCAGUCUCAGCAGCUGAAUCUCUGAAAUUUAGCAUGUUAAAAUCCAUAAAUUCAGCAGGAAAACAGGUGAAUAUGAAUCUGCUGAAUAAUCAGAUUUUGGGCACUUACUUUAGAUAGAUUUUGUUUAAGUGCAUAGAGACUGCACAUUAUUCAGUAAUUUAUGUUUUUUUUUUCUAUUCAGGGUGCCACUAUCCUGAACCACCAAAGCACCAUAUGAAGCAGUUAUGCUUAAACCAAAAACUACAAUAUUUUUUAAAUUAAUCUUAUCCCAAUUUAACAAUAAUGCCAUUUCUAACACUGCAUUGUAGCUGCCACUCUUCCCUUAAUGGUCUGCUGUCAGAUUGUCUAGUCGUUGGAUACAAUGUCUCUGGCCGAUCUCCUUUCUUCAGAGAUGAGAAUAUUUUUUGGAGGAACUUUCCUUUUCCCCCCCCCCCCCCUGAAGAGAUGCAAAGUAUUGUUGAUACAUGCUUUUGGAGCAACUGUGUUAUGAUAUGUGGAGA